Phytophthora nicotianae INRA-310 is the source of this 6948-nucleotide messenger RNA. RefSeq lists its product as hypothetical. Gene Ontology annotation, cellular component: ciliary basal body; centrosome; centriole. Bases 245 to 5029 code for a protein of 1594 amino acids. The record is from RefSeq and is a predicted model, not a curated record. NCBI's taxonomy places the organism in Eukaryota, Oomycota, Peronosporomycetes, Peronosporales, Peronosporaceae. The transcript has 5 exons. Gene Ontology annotation, biological process: centriole replication; centriole-centriole cohesion; ciliary basal body organization.
CUACACUAAUAGUACUGACUAACAAACUAAAGCGUGCUUACUGUUAAUCACUGCCUCCAUUUCGCUGAUCAGUUCGCGCUUACUUUAGAUCGAUCUAUGCCCAACAUUGGCAAUAGGAGAAGGUGCUAGCUGGUGACGAAUGUACAUUUACUUUAUAGUAAUUGUAAUAAAAAUCCACAAUAUCCGCCAAUCAAACACUGUGGACAGCUUAAAAAACAGCAAUUGACUGUGAAAAGCAGUACUCAUGGAGAGCGGGCGGCUUGACGCGUUGGUGCUCAAGUUGCGCCACCCUUUGACCAAGAUCCGGUCCCGGGCGCUGCGCACUUUGCUCUUCAAACUGCGAGAGCGUCUGGUGCGCUGGCAGGAGCUGGAGUCCCUACAGAGUUCGCUGAUUCCAGGACUCAUCUCUUGUCUGGAACCACCUUCGGAGCUCGAGGCGCUGCAUGUGCUGGAGCUUCUCGUACAGAGCCACUCGGAGGUGUUUCUGGCCAGUCUGCAGCACUUCGGUGCGGCCCAGAAAUUUCAGCGAGCAGCCCAUACCAGCCCAGAACUGCAAGCCAGUUACGAGAAGCUCUUGAGACAGAUUUACGCCACUAAGUUCGUACCGAUAGAGGACGAGAACAGAGAACAGGUCAGCAGGUUAGAGGAGGAGGAGGAGGCAGAUGUGGAGCAAUAUAGGGCAAGUAAGGUGCAGCUAGAGCGACGACGCGCUCCUAGUGUCGAAGUUCUGGAGGCUGGCGGAUGGAAGUUUGCUCAGGUAACACUGACGUCGGUGGAUGACCAGUAUUUGUUCGAGUUCGAGGUGAAGCUGCAGCUGCGGACCGAAACGCGUGACAUUGUGGCAGCAUGUGCGACGUUUAGAAACGAAUUGCUGAGGAAUUUCCCCGCAGAAGUUUUCUUGCAGAGACCGACGGUGCUGCAAUACUUAUUGCAUCUAGUGCAGCAACCAAUUUUGCCUGGAAGUCCUGGAACAACGAGUCGAGAGAGUGGAGAUGGCGACGUUUUGAUGGAGAAAGCGAUGGAGGUGUCCUUGGGCGUGAACUACUUUGAUGAAAUACUGAGUGAGACGUUUUCAAACAAGCGUGGGAAUUUAUGUGGAGCGGUGGCGAUGGCGAGUCUCAAAGCGAUCGAGUCUUUUCUGUAUGCGUUGAAACUUUCGCGGAGUACGUGUCUUGAUCCGACGUACGUGGUACACGCACCUAAUGUGCAUGUGGAGUUGUUCGAUUCGUAUGACACACGGCGGGUACUAUAUCCGCGUGUGAAUGUGGAAGUCGGGGAUGGUGUGGGUAGAACACCUAGACAAAGGGGUGAUAGUACUGAUUGGCUGGAGCAGUAUUCAAUGAGUGGAGCCAUCUACAGGAUAUUCAUAAGCGUCUUACCCUUAAUGCGCUCCGCUAGACACCCGCGAUUGCACUUAUUGAACCUCCUUAUUUCGGCGCUUCCUGAUUUACCUGAGAGAAGUUGUGGAGAUGUUGAGGACACAAGCGUUCAGGAGCUGGAUAAAUUGCGGCUUGAGCGCAUCCUCGGCAUCCUCAGUGGAAUCUGCAGACCUGUACCACGAGAGCAAGCAGGAAACACUAUGGUUGACAAUGAGCUAGAACUCACCCACUCAAUGACAUGGAAACUGGUGGAACUUGUCCUUCGGCUGCUUCGACUGUAUCCGUCAUCUCAUUAUCAUGUGGAGGAAGUUUCGAACGCAGCGGAAAGGAAUGGGAGUUGCGCGAAGACUGGAAUUAUUGUCCCUAGAUUGUUGUGGGAAGCGGUGAAAUUAUGGACUGCUAAUCCAGUAUUCCCUAACGUAGCAGCUCACGAGUGGAAGGAUGAAUCGCUCAUACAGGACUUGUCCGGAAUUGACUCCUCGAUCCCUGCCUUCAUGAAGCUAAAGCAGUCUUCGCAACAAGAUGCGAAGCUAAUUCUCGAGUUCGUGGAUUUUGCAAAGGCCCACCGUGAAAAAUUAACAGAUUUUGGUCCAUUAGGAGCACCAGCCAUUUUGAAUCUGGAAGUGUCGCUGAAAACGAUUCAGGCCAGGUUUGCAUUUGAUGACGUGGACACCGAGAUCAUUGCAGACGCCACGCUCCAGGCAAUCUGGUUAGCUUUGGCUUCUUAUGCCGAGAAUGACAUAACAAGGCCAACAGAAAACGAUAUCGAUGGCAUUCAGUUCAUUUUGUGUGAUCUGCUGAGUGGUUUUGGUGAGAAGAAGGCGCCUACGUCGCAUGACCCGAUGGUAUGUUACUUUUUCCGAGGUCUUAUGGUUCUUAUUAACAACCUCAGCAAGGAGUCUAAGCGCGUAUCUACCGAUUUCCGGCAUCGAUUCUUUACCGACGUGUUGUGCGAUCCCAAGUUCCUUGUGUUGUUGCUGCUUACGUUGGCAAGACAAGAUACUGGCAGUCAAGCGAACAAUGCGGCAUUCUGGGCUAUUUUACGUGCAGCUUUGAAUCAUCUAGCCGAUGUUUCUAGCGACAAACUGGUGCUUCUCCAGCCCGUGAUCCCAUUGCUCCAGCACUUUGCAUACAUUGAACUGUCAGAAGGUUCUUCUCCAGAGCAAAGGUCAACGCAGCCGCAGCUAGCUGAAGUGUUGAAUCGAGUGGAAACGAUCGUACCCGACCACACCAGAUAUCUUUUAAUGUGCCGGUGCUUGCUACACGAAUCGUCCUACAUUCGCAAAGCAGCAGCCUCUGGGAUUCUUCGGUUGCUGUCUCAAGUAUAUCCGUCUUGUGUUGACUGGAUUUCGAAGCACAAAGAAAUACUAGACGACCCAUUUGGAGGUACAUUUGACUAUAGUGGCAAGAAUGUGGAUCUCGAAGCAACACUCAUGGAGACGCCCUUGCCUGCUAGUCAUGCAAGUGAGUAUCAACCAAGCGAGAGCGAACUAUCGUCACGUUUGAGUAAGUUAUCUCAUUUGUAUAAAGUAAUUUCCGGGUCAUCUUGUGGUUUUGAGAGCAUGAAAGAGGCAGCACUCACAGAGUUGGUCAUGUUCAUCGAACACGCAUCAGUGGAGAUGUUCACACUAUUUGAAGAACUGGACAAAUUUUCGGAUAUUAUGGAUGUGCUUCGUGCAAUUUUCGAGACGAAGGCUGGCAGAGAUGACUCGACGAUGAUUCUACAAGCGCUUAUUUUGUUUAGAACUCUGUUACUCCGUAGCAGACUGUUGCGCUUCGCUAUGCGGCAUGAUAGUGGCAUGAUGAAACUUCUUAUGCCGUUGGUUUAUCACCCGUCACCGUCGAUUCGAGCGCAGAUGUACUACAUUAUUCUUCUGCUGACAUGCUCGGCUGAAAAUUUUAUUCCCAAGGGAGCACCAAUAGAAUUUUUGAACAACGGCAAACCUACGGCCAAUGAAGAUGCGAGAGUUCCCGAGAUGAUCAAGUCGACGUUUGGACUGUAUGCCAGUCGUUGGACGCGAUGCUUUAUCGUUACGUGUUCGCUGGAACAGCAGCUGCAAGCAAGUUCUGAACUUUUGGCUAAGCAAACGGACUCGUCGUGGUUGCAAGAAGUGAAAAAGUCCAUCGUUACUCAGGCCUCAUUAACUUCUGACGGUGACAAAGAGGAAAGUGGCGGUGAGAUCGACUUGCUGCUAGGUGCGGAGUAUACACUGAUCGCCCAGAAGCUUCGAGAUGCGCCGUCACACGGAAAGUGCUUGAAUGCUGCUUACCAUGUAAUGACAAUAUGUGUUGCUUGGCGCUGUGCACGUGAGCGAUUUGUUGAAGAAUGGGAAGCAGAUUUUGAACGGUAUUUCGCUGUACCACCGAAAACUGAACGAGACGAAGUCAUCGUCGGUGCGCUUGUAAACACUCUCAGUGUGAUGUUCUGUGGCAUGACCAGAGCAGAGCAGCUGCGAGCGCUCGUUGUGGUGAAGCGCAAAGUUUUGUCGCUGCUGAAGAGAUCACAAAGCAAGGCUUUCUCUCUUCAAGUUGCGCGGUUGUUGCUCAACGUGAGUGAGUCCAAGGUCAGCGAUUUAUUCUUGUCGCUGGCGGCUGAUACCGACAUUAUCUCGACGAUCUGCGCCAAGUACACAGCCAUCUACGCGACAGAACCUGUUCUUCACAGUAUGAUGCUGGAGAUUCUGCUACGCUUUGCCCGAGGUAUGAACGAGAAUGCAGGCGUUCGCUUGUCAGAACCCUCACGCGGAAAAAUCUGCAAGCGUCUUCUGGAGAUGCUGUCACCGUUGCUUACGGUCGUAUGCCGUCACCGUAUUCCAGGCUCCUUUAUGGAACGGGACGUAUUUGCUGUUGGAUCUCAAUGCAUGGUAGCCAUUCUGCAGACACUACCACACGAGUCUCUGUUGGCCAGUGAUAGUCCACUGGAGCAUACUGACAGCAGCAUUCUGCUCGACAGUAGCUGGGCGUCGCGCUUUCUCUUCGAUCACGUGGCUCCGAUCCGCGAGCUUGGCUUUCGUGUUAUUGAACAUACUGCAGCUUCGCGCCCCUCGUCAUCACGAUUGUUGGAGAUGGCGCUUGAAACAUCCACAGAUGACGACGAGUGUGAUGCUGUCCGUGCGGCAGCCUGCACUGCAUUGACUGCAGAGCUUCUUCGAUACCAUGAUCGUUCCCCAGAUCGACAAGCUGCGCUGGUUAAGAUGUGUCAUGGGGCCGCAUUUGCAGGAAAAGUGCUGCGCUCCCUUUCUGAAGCCUUAAAAGGCAGUAAAUUACUCGCUCGUACAGCUAGUGCGUUUGCACGACUGGUUCGAGUGUUGUGCAUUCAAAGGAAUGAUUUGGCGUCGCAUUUUGGAGAUAUGCAGAAAGAGUUGGAGGCCGCUGAAGAGGAAUCUGACAUCUACCCGCUCCUGAUUCAGAUGCUUUCACUCCGAGAAUGGAAGGACAAGGCUAAUCGCUUCAGUUCGUGUUGUAUGCUCUUACCAUCCUGUGAUGACAACGCCUGGAGACGCUCGCUGCUUCCAGCCAUCUUAGAUCUGAUGGCUGAAGUGCUGAAUCUUCUCCAGGCUAUUUGCCGUGAUGGUGGAUUCGAUCAAGUGGCUUUCUUCCUCAUGGUAUUUGCUCUACACUAUCUGCUGCUUGAUCUUGCCCGCGACUGACGUUAUUGUUUUGUGUAGCACACAACUUUGCAGUAUCAGCUGAUGGAACUUGUUCGGGAUGUCCACGCUUCGUUGGGCGUUACAGUCUCGCCAGCUACAAGACGUAGACAUUAUGACGUUCUCGACCUCUCCGCUGGCACACUCAGCAUCCUGUUGGUGCAAGCUUUUGACCAGCGCAACGAAUACGAUGUAAAACAAUUCGGAGCACCACAAACACCAGGCUUUGGAGUGGAUUUUGUGGAUACAGUGGCAAAACUGCUAGCACCUCAGCAACCAGUCGAUUUUCGCGUAUCAUUCUCUCGAAUUGUUCCCGCGAUGUCCUUACUGAUCCCUGGGUCGUUAAAAUCACCCGAUGUUUCAGUCACUAGCGCCCUGUGUUCUGUCGUGUUCGACCUUUAUCAAGAGGUUGCAGAGUUCAGGCCACUAGAUGCGAGCACUGCCACAUCUGAUCUGCAAGGUCGUGUGUUUCCAUUGGCAUCGGUUCGACGCGUUUCAUGUGCACUCCAAGUACUACUCGAGACAAGUCCCCAUCUCCAACCACUCGUUCAAGUCAAGCGUGGUGUGCCUUUUGCAAUGGCUUCCAUCAAAGAAUCAUUCACUGCGAUUCGCAUAGCUGGUGGAUUUGGCGGCAAGCGAGCUAGGAGUUCGAACUCCAGCUCAAAUACUCAUGAUAUCUAUGUGCUAGACCUCUGCGGCCGCAUCCAGACACAUAUGGAAGUCGUAAGUUCCAUCAUCGGUAACGACAAGGAAAGCCAGCAAGUGGCAAAGGAUGAAGGCCUCCUUAGUGUAGUUCUGUCGAAUUGGAACGUGAUGAAGACGGCUCAUGUGCGUGGAUCUCAGUUGAUGCUACGAGCACUUCAGCUUCUGGCAAACUACAUCUACGGAAAUGACAGUGCUCGAAGCUCGAUGCUUAUCUCGCUGUCUGGGAGAGGGGAUAAUGCCCAAACGCUGUUGUCGUUGCUGUUCGAUCUGGCCAGCACCCGAGGUGGCGUGACGUCGACCCAUAACCGAGGCACGAACUGUGCUACCGAAGCAGAUAUGGCCUUGAGCAACGCUGCAUGCCAGGUGCUGAAGGCGGCUCUGAUCAACCCAGAAUGCGUCCAAGGUUCUGUGAAGUCUGGGUCGAUUUCCAGACUGGUUGAUGCGCUUCAAGAUCGACUGAAGCAGGCCAGACAAACAAGUAAAACGAAUCACACGGAGAACGAGAACGUUGCCCACAUGCUGAGUGUCCUCAGUAGCAUCGCUAGCACCGAGGAAGGUGCUCGGGUGCUUUACACCAGCUUGUCUACUGUGCUUUCUCUCGUGUUGGACGAUGUGAUGCAUCUGACCAAUAAGGGAAUCCAACGCUACGGGUGCUUGUUCUUGAGGAAUCUGUCCCUCUCACAAGCGACCAAGAACAACUUCGCCGUUUGGGAGGAGCUUCUGGAUGAACUGGUUGCGUUCUGUGUACGCGUAAGUGACUCAACACAAGAGGACGUGAUCUCUCUGGAGUGCAUGUCAGUGGCUCUCUGGUCGCUUGUGUACGACAACCAGAAAGCGCGUGCAUUACUGCUGUCAAAACCGACGACGUUACGAGGCUUGAAGCAAGUGCUAGACUCGCAGAAUUCUGGUGCGUUAUUAGUUGAAAAUGUGCUCGUGUUGACCAAAUACUCACCGCUUGUCUCCUGCUGGGAUCAGUUGAAGGUUCGUCGACGGACAUUGCCGAGAAUCUCCGGCGCGUGCUAAUGCUCGUCCACGAGUAGACUUCACUCCACAAGAUGUUGUAUUUAUUUCUUACCGAUGUUAUUGGCAUCACGGGUCGGUUGGAUACAAAAACUGGAGGCUUCAGGUUGGCAGCCUCCUAAUAAAUAAACGCACUCCUCUUGCGUCAUGACGACGAGUCCUAACAGAAGUCACGCUCAGAGUAUAUCGAAAUCCUC